AUGUGUACGUGCUUUUCCAAUAUUAGGUCCAUCACCCCUGGCCCAGGAAGCUAUGAGGCAACACCGUUCAGCGUCUACAAGCCUCGCACACCGUCGGUUCACAUCUCUACGCGGCUGAAGAGUGGCAAGCGCGAUGGCCCGGGGCCGGGAAGAUAUGAUUUCAACGAGCUUUCUUCUUCGUUUCUGUCGGGUAUACAGAGCCACAAUUCCUCUCAGCAACUAACCAAGGCUCAGCUGACCCGAGCUCAUCUGUCAGACUUUGGAGGAACGCAGUCAGGGAUGCUAAGCGCGGAUAGCUCUUACCUGAGUGCUACAAUGAGUAGAUCGACCACCCCGAUCCUCAUAUACUCAGAGGACAUGCAGACAACGGCCCAGACCGAACUAAGCAGGAGCAGCACCCACACUAAGGCACCAGCACACUCCUUUGGCGCUUGUGGUCGCUCAGCAGGGGGGCCGUUUGACGUUAGAUACGCCAUGGAUUUCUCGAACAUAGGACCGAAAUACACCCCCAAAACGUCCCUUACUAAGACGGCAAGCCCUGCUAUACACAUCGGGUCGCGGCUUCCAGACCUUUCCGCGCGGUCUAAUACCCCCGGGCCUGGGAGUUACUCCCUAGACAGAAAUCCGGACUUUUCGGUACAAUCUAGAGCAGAUAUCAUUAGGAGGCGUGCCCUUCUUGCAUCUCGCUCCAAGAGACAGGCUGAUAACGUUGCUAGUUCAGUGUCUGAGAAGUUUAUACCAGAAGCCUCCAAGCCGCGAAGCUACUGUCCUCAUCUCUCAACAACUAUACUACCAAGCGUCCGAGGCCCUGCAUUUACCCUUUCCAGUCGCACGCCCCUGCGGAUUUUCGGCCAGUAUUAG
Giardia duodenalis is the source of this 861-nucleotide messenger RNA. RefSeq lists its product as uncharacterized. Bases 1 to 861 code for a protein of 286 amino acids. The transcript has a single exon. The record is from RefSeq and is a predicted model, not a curated record. Lineage: Eukaryota; Fornicata; Diplomonadida; Hexamitidae.